This is a messenger RNA of Linum trigynum, 540 nucleotides long. The record is from the annotation of a GenBank genome assembly. NCBI's taxonomy places the organism in Eukaryota, Viridiplantae, Streptophyta, Magnoliopsida, Malpighiales, Linaceae.
AUGGAUUGUUCGAGGCCAGCCACACAACUGUCUCCACCAUCCAACCAGAGUGGCACAUCAUCAACCUCCUGCUCACCCGUUUGGUCACCCCCAACGCCACCGGAUCACACAAGAUGCCAAAGCGUGUGCUCUAUGCCAUGUAUUCCAUGGGGGGAUCCCGACCACCUGCUACACUUAGGGUAUUUCGUGGCGACCACCUUUGCCCGGUGCCACUCUAAGCCCACCUACAUCUUUUGUGGUCCCCUGAUCACGCGACUGGCAUGCCACUUCGAGAUCGACUUUGAGGGGUUGAACAACGCCACGAAGCACGACGGCUCCUCUCCUCUCAGCAAGGAUGUGCUUCACAAUGCACUCCUGUUGGCCUCUACUAAGGCAGGGGAGUGGGUCGACGGGUUUUCCAUGCCUCCAGUUGUGGACGAGGAUGCUGAGGAUGACGAUUAUUAUACUAAGGAGGAGGACAGCGCAGAUGACGAUGAUGAUGAUGAUGGUGGGGCUAUGGAUAUAGAUGAGCCGGAGCCCCCGCAUCUUCUUCCACGAUAG